AUGCUUAAUUGGGCACGUUUGUGUGUCUGCCUGAACAUGCUGGACUUGGCCGCGUGGCCUUUAAACGCCUGUUUGAUGCAUGAAGGUGAGCUUUAUGCCGUCCAGAAAGCAAGGCCAACUAAGCCCUCAACCUGCCUCCCCACGGCGAACUCUGCCAACCAAGCCCGAUUAGCAUACCGAUUUGGGUAUCAGUUUUCAUUCUGCUUUCAGCGCUAG
Protopolystoma xenopodis is the source of this 216-nucleotide messenger RNA. The record is from the annotation of a GenBank genome assembly. NCBI's taxonomy places the organism in Eukaryota, Metazoa, Platyhelminthes, Monogenea, Polystomatidea, Polystomatidae.